CUGUCACCGUAUGUCCAGUGUGUGUAGUAUGGCCGUUCUGUACUGGGUAGUGGUGCUCUGUACCGUCGUGCAGGGCUCCAGUGUGUACAAGGUGCCCAGGAGAUCGCCCCCGGAACUGCCCCCGGCGCCGCCCCCUCGAUCACCUCUGCAGCCCCCGUGGGUGGCUGACGCCCUUAGUGAAGCCAUAGGCAGGUUUAUCCCCCAGGGAGGCUCAGCUGACUGUCGCAGACAUGCACAACUCUACCGCGAGUCUCUGGAUAACCUCACUCUGUGGGCCGUACAAAUGCACGACAGUUCUGCGACCUCUGCCGUGGGUCUGCUGCCCGGCAACAGCUACCAGCUCGGACACUACGACUCCUGUACAUCCCUCAGUGUGCCAAGUCUCCAGCUGUCUGGUCGCUACUGUCUCGCCGACAUCCAGUUCUGGCCUGGCCCUGACAUCUACCCGGGCUUCCAGUCUCCACACCCGGCCUCCAAGUUCGUGCCUCCGGACAACCGCCUCUCUGUCUGGGAGAGGUUGAGGAUGAACUCUGACCUGUCCCACCGCAGACGAGAAGUGCUGCACUGGGCGGUCUGUGUGCCGGCCUCGUGCGACGCCGAGGUCGUGGCGACCUCACUUAACCUCGCUCUCCACAACUCGGUCCCCGGCCUCGGCUUCAACGUCAGCCUCAGUCCACACCGUUGCCACGCCAAGACUGACGAGAGACCACCCUCCCUCGGCUUCUACAUUGUAUGGAUGAUAAUUGCUGUAGCAAUUUUAAUCGCGUUCGUCGCCACUGGAAUGGACUUUUUCAUCUACCAACCUGGGCGAAACCACAACCGCAGCGUCAGAAGGUGGCUUAGGCCUUUCUCCAUGUACAAGAACAUGAGCAAACUCGUGACCCCCAACGCUAACUCAGAGUUCGCAGAGUUUCACGUGUACAAGCUGAUCGCCAUCUUGUUUGUUAUCUCUGGCCAUCGGCAGAUGUACGCCAUCGGGCAGACUCCGCUGUAUAACGUCGACUGGGUAGAGGAGUUCCGCGCGCUGGGAUCCGUUGGUUAUGUUCCACACGCCAGUUCCGUCGCCGAGAUCGAGCGGGAGAGCCGAAAACAUGCUAUGGGCAGUUGA
Molecule: messenger RNA, 1108 nt
Organism: Homalodisca vitripennis (glassy-winged sharpshooter)
Lineage: Eukaryota; Metazoa; Arthropoda; Insecta; Hemiptera; Cicadellidae
Exons: 6
Coding region: 11-1108 (365 amino acids)
Source: RefSeq, a predicted model, not a curated record